Messenger RNA from Cyphellophora attinorum, 660 nucleotides. RefSeq lists its product as uncharacterized. The record is from RefSeq and is a predicted model, not a curated record. Lineage: Eukaryota; Fungi; Ascomycota; Eurotiomycetes; Chaetothyriales; Cyphellophoraceae. The coding region runs from base 1 to 660 and encodes 219 amino acids. The transcript has a single exon.
AUGGCAACAGCUUUCACAGAUAUCUCUGUUUCGCCGGUCACAACAGAGGAUCCUUUUCCGGAUCUUUUCGCCGUCACAGCUGCAGCUUUUGGCGGGCAGACCAACGACGCGUUCUGGACAUCCAUCUACCCCGGCUGGGAUACACCGGAGGGAUCGGCUCGUGGAGCUGAGCGGAUGAAGGCAGGCUGGCGCAAUAUGCAGCACGACAAAGAUGGGCGGCCAUUUACGGUUAUGCUGCAGGCCAGUACUCCCACUCCUGACGAGCAGGGACGGCGGAUUGUAGGCGUGGCGAUCUGGUGCCAGUACUCAGUCGUUGAUGGCUGGGGCGUUAAGCCACUCGAGGGCUCUAUAGACCACAUACGCGAGAAGAUGGGUCUUGCUGAGCUCUACCCGGAUGACGAGGACCGGCAACGCUAUGUAGCGCGUGGGUGGCAGUGUCUAACAGCGGACCGCUGCAAAGCUAUCCAGGAGGCCUCUACACGUGAGAUUCCCGCGACGUUCGUGCUCGACAUCCUUGCUGUGCAUCCAGACGCCAGAAGCGAGGUAUUGCUGGGAGACUGGCGAGCUGGGGACUCGAGGAAGCUCACAGACGCGGUGGUCUCGAGUGUACCACCGAAGGAUCGAAGAUGGGACGAAGCGUGUACGCGAAGCUCGGCAUGA